UCUGGGCUAGGGUUUCUCCUGGCCUUCCUAUCUGCCUAGGAAAAGGUGUCUGUGACUCUUCACUCCCAGAGAAAGAAGAAAAGCCAAGGGGAGCAUCCCUCGGCUUAAGAGGGGAAGGGUCAGAACACCGAAACCUGCUGGAGAGGGUUCAGAGACAAGGCCGCAGGGCCCGCGCUCUCCCGGGGCUCAGCGGCACAGGAACAAAGGUGCAGGGAGGCCUCUGCGGAAGGACGCCCUGGGCGCGGCCCAUGGUCAGCUCCAGCGGCCUCCCUUCGGCACCCAGAGAUGCAGGCGGCGGGGCUGCUGCUGCUGGGGCUGGCUUGCACCGUGCACGGGCUCUGCUCGCCCUCAGUGUUCUACAGAGACUGUUGGAUCCGCCGCUUCCCAGGGCUGCUCCUGGACCUAGAGGAAUCUCAGAGGCUGGGGGCCCAGUUCCUCAAGUACUACUCGGAGAGCACCGGCCAGAAGUGCAGCCGGAGCUGCUGUCUCCGGAAGGAUGGCAUAGAUCCAGAUUUGCUGGUUUUUGAGCAUCCAUCUCCCACAUACCCAAACACCCGCUCCUCGUCUGAUUGGUGGGAUAGACUGCGAAUUCUAAAAGCUCUGAAUGUAGGUAAUAAAGGACUAUACACAGAUGGGACGCAGCACAUGCGGCUGUCCACAGAGGCUGCUGUGUCUACUACACAUCAGGAUCUGGGUACAAACACAGGUACCAGUUAUUCCAGGAAGUCAACCACAGAUCUGGGGAUGAGAUUCAUUUCUGUGAAUGUGUCCCCUGCUACCAAGGUCAACAUGGAGUCACCAAGCACAGACUUCACCCACAGUCCAGAUAACAUGACUAUUUCUCCUUUCUUUGGACCCACAGACACAAAAGUUUCUCAGGUGCCUGGCCAAUCCCGACUCAACAUUAGCAAACAAUUACUGAACAAAACAAAGGGGUCCCACAGUGGAAGUCACACAGCUGAGGAUGAAGUGCCUCAGGACGGAGCACCAGUGACCGCAGGGGCCUGGCUGGCUUCUGUGACCCUGGGCGCUGCCAUGGUCUGCCUCUGCUGCUGUGUGGUCAUCGGGGCAUCCAGAUGCUGUGCACUGCAGAGGUCAGGAUAACACACUGGAGGAGAGUUCCUGAAAGCUGGAGCCAGGUUAUGGGCUUUGUGUUGUCAGCUUUCUCUAAGAAAACAUUUUGGUAAAAAAUAAAUAAAUAAAUAAAGCUAUGCCAGAAACCGGA
Molecule: messenger RNA, 1225 nt
Organism: Peromyscus eremicus (cactus mouse)
Lineage: Eukaryota; Metazoa; Chordata; Mammalia; Rodentia; Cricetidae
Gene: Mansc4
Product: MANSC domain containing 4
Exons: 2
Coding region: 286-1104 (272 amino acids)
Source: RefSeq, a predicted model, not a curated record